CGUUAGGAAAUAAUUAAAAUGGCCGGAGUACAUUUUGGAAUUUUGACGAUGUUUGACCACAGUGUUCAGACUUGGCAAACUUAUAAAAGCCGCGUUAAACAAUAUUUUGUUGCAAACGAUAUUGACGCGAAAGAAGAUCCAAAGGGCAAUAAGAGGAGAGCGAUCCUUCUCAGCGCACUCGCCGAAAGUAUCUACAAAUUGGUAGCAGAUUUAGCACUUCCGAAAGCAAUUGAAGACGUACCAUACGAAGGCAUAUUGUCUCUCCUAGACGAACAUUUCACACCGAAGCGUGUUGGAUUUGCGGAAAGGCAUAACUUCUAUGCAGCUGUUCAACAAUCUGGAGAGACACACACACAAUGGGCAGCGAGGUUACGUGGAAUGUCAGCCCACUGUAACUUCAAAAAUAUUGAAGAAACUCUUCGCGAUAAAUUUAUUAUGGGGAUGCAGCCUGGCCCAGAAAAAGAAAAGAUCUACGCUCACGAUUUAACGGAAUUACCAUUAGCUAAGGCUGUGGAGUUAGCAGAAAAUUUACGAUGCGCUCGCGCUGCAGCCGCGACCAGUUCGUACACCGCCUCUGCUGGCGUCAGCACAGCGUCCGGCAGCGAAUUAUAUAAAAUGUCGAAAAAAUAUAAAAGUUUUAAUUCUGAAAAAGUGAACUGUGCUACCUGUGGUUAUACGAACCAUAAAACGUCGGAGUGCAGAUUUGCAAAUUAUGUGUGUAAAAAGUGUAACAAAAAAGGUCAUUUAAAAAAAAUGUGCACAAAAGUGAAUUUUGUUUACGCCGACGGCGGUGAUAAUGGUGACGAUGACGAUGGUAAGCUUUUUUAUAUCCGUUCCUUAAGGGGGGAACCCAUGAUGGAAACCAUAACAAUUAACAAAUUAGAAUAUGAAUUUGAAAUUGACAGCGGUUCCGCUGUGACUGUGAUUUCCGAAAGUUACUACAAAACUCAUUUCAUAGAUGUGCCAUUAUCGAAUACGUGUAAACAACUGACGACUUAUAACGGUAAAAAUAUAAUUUGUAUAGGUACAGUUCGGAUGCCCGUUUCUUACGUUGGAAUAACAUGCGAUUUAGAUUUUUACGUAGUCCAGGACGGUGGCCCACCGCUUUUAGGCAGAGAUUUUAUUUCGCUUUUUAAAUUACAGUUAACACCUGUAAAUUAUUGUCAGGAAACGGAUUUGCUACUUAACAACUUCAAAGAACAAUAUAAAGAUUUAUUUUCUGAUAGACUGGGAACGUUCAAUAAAUAUAAAAUAAAGUUGUCAAUAAAGGAUAACUCGUUUCCAGUAUUUUUUAAGGCACGGCCCGUCGCAUUCGCAUUACGGGACAUGGUCGGAAAAGAAAUUGACAGAUUGGUAAAUUUAGGUAUUCUGGUACCCGUUGAGUUUUCAGAGUACGCAUCACCGGUGGUACCAGUUCUAAAGCGUAAUGGUACGGUCAGAUUGUGUGUCGAUUACUCCGUUAGUCUGAACAAACAGUUACUCGUUGAACAAUAUCCUUUACCGACGGUAAACGAGUUAUUUUCUAAACUUCACGAGGGUCAACAAUUUUCUAAGCUCGAUUUGUCUAUGGCCUAUAACCAGUUUGUUCUUGACGAAGAAUCACAAAAGUUAACUUGCAUAAAUACUCACCGCGGCCUAUUUAAGUACACCCGCUUAGUGUUUGGCUUAGCCAGCGCGCCGGCGAUUUUCCAGCGCGCAAUGGAAUGUAUUUUGUCAGGGAUGGAUGGUGUCCUAUGCCUAUUAGACGAUGUGCUUGUAACUGGCAAGGACAGAACAGAGCAUUUGGAAAGGCUCCAUGCGGUGUUAAAACGGUUACAAGGAGCCGGACUAACAUUGCAACGUGAAAAAUGCGAAUUUUUCAAAGAUAAAGUCAGUUAUUUGGGUUAUGUCAUUACGAAAGAUGGACUGAAAAAGUCCCCAGAAAAAAUUAAAGCAAUGGUGGAAGCACCACUCCCUACGAAUAUUAACCAAUUACAAUCAUUCCUGGGAUUGGUUAACUAUUAUAGGAAUUUUGUACCCAAUGCUUCUACCGUCCUAAGUCCUUUAUACGACUUAUUAAAGAAAGGAUCAAAAUGGAAUUGGACGGAUGAGCAUAAUUCAGCAUUUAUAAAAGUCAAAGAAUUGUUAGCUUCCGAACAAGUACUAGCGCAUUAUAAACCAAGCGCUAAGUUAAUACUAACAGUAGAUGCUUCACCUAGUGGCCUCGGUGCAAUUCUUUCACAAGUAGAUUCAGACGGAGUAGAAAGACCAAUAGCGUUUGCUUCUAGAACACUAAAUGUCGCAGAAAAACGAUAUGCACAAAUACAAAAGGAAGCGACCGCAAUUAUUUACGGUGUGAGGCGCUUUCAUCAGUAUUUGUACGGUAGGUGCAAACCGUUUACUCUAAGAACCGAUCAUAAGCCACUCAUAUCAAUUUUUGGACCAUAUAAAGGCAUUCCGGAAGUGUCCGCCAAUAGGUUACAAAGAUAUGCCUUGUUCCUAAGUGGCUAUAACUACACCAUUGAAUAUAUCAGAAGUGCCGAUAAUAGUGCAGAUUUUUUCUCUCGCGCAAGCCUGCCCACCCCACCAACUACUGCGCCUGACUGUAUCGAGUGCGCUUGUACCGAACAAUGCAGCGACGGCGAGGUGGAGCAAACGUGUGAUCGGGCGAGUUACGUUUGCUUCGUGUUUGAUAACAGCGCGCCGGUUACUUUAGUUAAAUUGCGGGAAGAAACUAAAAGUGAUAUAGUUUUGAAUCAAGUAGCAAAAUACAUUAUGAAUGGUUGGCCCCAAAAAAAUGCUAAUAUGCAAUUGAAACCGUUUUAUCUCUGCAGAUCACAGUUGUCGUACGAAAAUGGUUGCAUAAUGCGAGGACACAAAGUAGUUGUACCUGAGAGUUUAUAUGACAAAAUUUUAAAGGAACUACAUUCCUCGCACUUAGGUAUUGUAAAAACAAAGGCUGAAGCUAGGUCAAGGGUUUGGUUUCCUGGAAUUGAUCAAGCAUUAGAAAGGUUAAUAAAUUCUUGUGAAAUAUGUAUACAAUUGCGCCCUUCACCCCCCCGUGCUCCAAUCGCAUUUUGGGAGUCACCAUGUAAUCCAUUUAUUAGAUUACACAUUGAUUUUCUGGGACCAAUAAGCGGUUGUACAUACUUGGUUGUAGUAGACGCUCACACAAAAUGGGUUGAAGUGUACAAUAUGCACAACUCAACAGGUUCUAGUGCAGUUAUAGAAAAAAUAUGCGAUUUCAUGUCGAGGUUCGGGGUGCCGAAGACCUUGGUAAGCGAUAAUGGCACAGCUUUUUGUUCAUUAGAAUUUAAUAGAUUUUGUGAAAGUAACGGAAUAUCCCAUGUCACAACACCGGUUUACCACCCAGCCAGCAAUGGCCAGGCAGAAAGUUAUGUUAAAGUUGUAAAAAAGGGUAUUAAAUCGUGCCUUCUAUCGUGUCGAACAGCAAAAGAAACAAAGUUAAAAUUGCUUAAAUACCUCAUGGAUUAUCGUAAUUCCAUUCAUAGUACGACACGGUAUUCACCAGCACAAAUGGUUUUCGGUCGUAAACUUAGGACGCGGCUAGACUUGAUUAACCCCAAGUCAUCGUCAUUUUUGUCACCCUCCGUAACCGGUAAUGUGAAAAAUAAACAGUAUACGCACAAUAACUCUGUACGAAAAAAUAAAACAAAAUAUUUUGAAAAAGACAAUAUUGUAUUGUAUAAAAAAUUUGUAAACAAAAACAAUUACAAAUGGGUAAAAGGUAUUAUUAUUAAGAGAUUGGGAACAGUGAUGUAUUUAAUAAAAGACUAUAUUAAUUUAGAGUGUGUCAAAAGACACAAAAAUCAAGUAGUGUUAUACAAAGGGACAAGUAACAAUCCACUACACUAUGAGAAAAGAAGCAUGUACUUACCGGAGUCGAGUAUUACGCCGCCACAGUCGCGGCCACAAUCGCCGCUACAAUCGCCGCCCACUCCGUCGUCGCCGCAUUCAUUGUUGCAAGUCUCGCCACAAUUUCACUCAACACCAUUAAUUGACCGACACGGUUCGACCAGAGGGAGAAGAGCCGAGAUGUAUGAGCCUCAUACUUCUACGCUAAUGACAUUAGACGGGAGCGAGAAUACUAUGCAUCCAACACGGAGGAGCGUCGACGAAAAAGACGCAGCUGAACAGGGGCACCUUGAUUCCCACGCUGAGUACCAGGAUGCAGAUAAUGAAUCAAUAGGCCAAACAGAGACUUCACGCAGUUCACCGGUCGAUGAACCGAUGAGAUUGUUACGCAAGCGUCCCACCAUUAAUUACAAGAAAUAUUUCUAGAUUCGCCUUUUUAUUAGAAUUAAGUAUCAUUGUAGUUGUCACUAGAGGGAGAAUAUGUUAUAUAUGUAAAUAUGCAUGCAUCGUGUGGCUGCGUCCACCGCUUAAACAAACAGCGAAUAAACCAGUGCGUUACGAGCAAGCGGUCGUUUCACUCG
Molecule: messenger RNA, 4436 nt
Organism: Hyposmocoma kahamanoa
Lineage: Eukaryota; Metazoa; Arthropoda; Insecta; Lepidoptera; Cosmopterigidae
Exons: 1
Coding region: 19-4281 (1420 amino acids)
Biological process (GO): DNA integration
Molecular function (GO): zinc ion binding; nucleic acid binding
Source: RefSeq, a predicted model, not a curated record